Molecule: messenger RNA, 807 nt
Organism: Gossypium raimondii (Peruvian cotton)
Lineage: Eukaryota; Viridiplantae; Streptophyta; Magnoliopsida; Malvales; Malvaceae
Exons: 2
Coding region: 1-807 (268 amino acids)
Molecular function (GO): nucleic acid binding; RNA-DNA hybrid ribonuclease activity
Source: RefSeq, a predicted model, not a curated record
AUGAGUAAAGCUUAUGAUCGGGUUGAACGAGAGUUCUUAAGGGUAAUGAUGGAGUGUAUGGGAUUUGAGAAAGAGUCAGUGGGUAUUAUAAUGAACUGUAUUACAUCGGUUUCAUAUUCUGCUAUUGUCAAUGGGAAGAGGGGAGAGACUUUUAAACCGACUAAGGGCCUUCGACAAGGCGACCCACGAAGCCCUUCUCUCUUUUUAAUUUGUAGUAAAGGUUUAUCCGCUCUUAUGAGGAUUGCAUUACAUGAUGGUUUGAUAAAAGGGGCAAAAGCAAGUAGGAGAGGUCCUCAAGUAUCACACUUGCUAUUCGCAAAUGGCUACAUUUUAUUUGGAGAGGCUACUACUAAUGGUACUCAGAUACUGAAGGGGAUCUUAAAGGAGUAUGAGAUGUGUUUGGCGAGAGAUGCUGCGGGGAAGGUCUUGAUCUCGAAGACAGUGCACACGGAGGCUAGGUCUGCUUUUGCAGCAGAGGCUCUCACAUGUUUGAUGGCAAUACAAGCAGGGGUGGAAAUGGGAUUGAGAGUGGUGACAAUAGAAGGAAAUUCAAUGUCAGUAAUUAAAAAAUGCCAGACAGAUCUAGUAGAUAAGUCCGAAAUUGGAGCAUAUAUCAGAGAUGUUCAGACGAAAAAAAAUCGAUUUUGGAGUAUCAUUUUCAUACAUGCACAUAGAUCGGCGAACCAGUUAGCUUAUAUACUGGCAAUGGAGACUUUAAAGAACAGAGAACAGGCUUACUUGGUAGGGAGUGUUCCGGUUUAUGCUCUCCAACGUAUGGAGAUAGAGUGGGCUAAGGAACCCAAUUGA